AGGAGGCACUGAUAUCCCCAAAGACAGGUGUAUUCACACCUGCCCUUACUUGGAUACAGCAUACGAUAGUGCUGUGACCUAUUUUUUUCUUUGCUUCACAUUCGCCUCUACCGUUUGUAAUAUCAGCCUCAGAGUGAAAAUGAACCUGUUCACACUUUGGCCUAUAGUACGAGAUACUGCUUACGCUUGGAUUGAAUUAAAGACCCGAACGUUUACCCGGCGUACUUGUCGCGGCACAUGGGAGGACACCUCAGCUUGUCAUGUGAUCAGACUUCUAAAUAUAGUAACACACUUUAUAUGGGCGUACCAUUGGGUGGUGGUCGCUGCGUUUUAUUUUUGGUGUGGGAAUCACCUUUCAUGGAAAAGUCAGUGAUUCAGUUUUCGAGUGAACAAUGUUGGGAAAUCAUUUAAAUACGAGAGCUUCCACCGAGUUCUCCACAACUGCUACCACUGCCUCAACUUGAGGGACAACUCUUCAGAGCAAGAGGAACCACAAUAAACAGUCGCCGAAUCGCCCUUUUAUUCCUGCUAUUUCGACCAACGAUUUCUUGGCCUGCCUUUAAAGUCUUUCUAUUGUUACGAGAAAAAAUCACCAUGACCAACACGAACUACGUCCAUUCCGACAACACUGAACCCAUUGUCAUCGACAACGGGUCAGGCAUGUGCAAGGCCGGUUUUGCCGGUGACGACGCUCCCAGGUGUGUGUUUCCCGCUAUCACAGGUCGCCCCAAGUACCAAACUGUCAUGGCUGGGAUGGGCAGCAAAGAUUGCUAUGUCGGCGAUGAAGCUCAGGCUAGGCGGGGAAUGCUGUGUAUGCAUUACCCCGUAGAGCAUGGAAUUGUCACUAACUGGGAUGAUAUGGAAAGGAUUUGGCAUCAUACUUUUUACAACGAGCUGCGUGUGGCGCCCGAAGAAAAUCCUGUACUCCUGACAGAAGCUCCUCUCAACCCGAAAGCCAACAGAGAGAUGAUGACUCAAAUUAUGUUUGAGACCUUCAACGCCCCUGCUUUUUACGUUGGCGUCCAGGCUGUACUUUCUCUGUACGCUUCUGGUCGAACCACUGGUGUGGUGAUGGAUUCAGGAGACGGCGUCACCCAUUUCGUGCCGAUCUACGAGGGUUAUGCUCUUCCGCACGCCAUAAAAAGAGUUGAUCUGGCUGGUAGAGAUCUCACUCACUACCUACGCAAAAUCCUCAACGAGAGAGGCUAUAGUUUUACCACCACGUCUGAGAUGGAGAUUGUAAGAGAUAUGAAAGAGAAGCUCUGCUACGUCGCUAUGGAUUUCGACCAGGAAAUGAGCGCUGCUGCAAAAUCAUCAAGCGUGGAGAAGUCAUACGAGCUGCCUGAUGGCACAGUUGUUACUAUUGGAAACGAGCGUUUCCGCUGCCCUGAAGUCCUGUUCCAGCCGUCAUACACAGGUCGUGAAUCCGCAGGUGUUCAUGAGCUUUUGUACAACUCCGUUAUGUCUUGUGAUAUCGACAUUCGCAGAGAACUGCUCCACUCAACAAUCCUCUCAGGUGGCACCACCAUGUACCCAGGCCUGGCUGAUAGGAUGCAAAAAGAGUUAGAAGACUUGGUGCCCCCAUCCAACAAGGUAAAGGUCAUUGCCCCGCCCGAGCGGAAGUACUCAGUGUGGAUCGGCGGAUCCAUCAUGGCGUCCCUAUCUACUUUCCAACAGAUGUGGAUCUCCAGGCAAGAGUACGAUGAAUGCGGUCCCUCUAUCGUCCAUCGCAAGUGUUUCUGAGUAGUGUGAGAUCACGACAUUUUCAUCACAAAACUGACUGGUAUGGAAACUAGCCUAUAUUUAAUGUGUCCUAUAUCUGACACGAUUGAUCAACGAGUACAAAAAUGUAUUCCGUGUUCUAUCUGAGAGUUUGAAGAAAGAUGGAAAGGACUUUAGGGCGUGUCUAGUUUUCUUUAAGUGAGUGAGUGUGCAGUUGUGUAUAGUUCAGCGUGGUCCAUGUAGUUAAGCGUGUGAUCUUGUUCAUCCAACAUAUUUAUGAUAUUCGUAUAUUUUCUGUGCUACAAUUUUGCAAAGGUGCUGGCACCUUACAUUUCAUUGUAAAUAGAGGGCUUAUUGAAGGAGAGUAAGCGAAUGAUGGAUAGAGGGGGAGAGAAAAAAGAGAGGGGGAGAGAGAGAGAGAAAGACAGGGAGAAA
Molecule: messenger RNA, 2157 nt
Organism: Aplysia californica (California sea hare)
Lineage: Eukaryota; Metazoa; Mollusca; Gastropoda; Aplysiida; Aplysiidae
Product: actin-5
Exons: 2
Coding region: 595-1743 (382 amino acids)
Source: RefSeq, a predicted model, not a curated record